Molecule: messenger RNA, 9434 nt
Organism: Lymnaea stagnalis (great pond snail)
Lineage: Eukaryota; Metazoa; Mollusca; Gastropoda; Lymnaeidae
Source: the annotation of a GenBank genome assembly
GGCAAAGGGUUAAAGGUUAGUUAUUGUAAAAAUGGAUAUUGUUGUAGUUGGUAGUUGCAAUACAGAUUUCUCAAGGUUUGUUGUUAUGUUUUUUUAAAGCGAGUUAAAUAAAUUUUUAUUAAACAGUAAAAUUACAUUCGUAGUAAGUAGAUACCUUUUAAAACUUAAAAGUUUUAGGUAAAAUCGUAAUUUAGAUAUAGAGUUAUACUUAUACUUAGUAGUAGCAUAUAAUAUAUAAUAAUUAAUAAUAUAUACUAUAUAAAUUAUAUAGAUUUCUAAAUUAAGGUAGUAUAGUUAUACUUAAACUUAAAGUUAUUAUAGUAUUAUAGCCAUUAUAGUAUAGUAUACUGUAUAGUUUGAGUAUAAUUAUAGUCGAAAUUAUAGCGUUUUGUUUUAGUUAAAGUUUUAGUUUAUUUUUUAUUAUUAUUAUACUUUAAAACUUUAUUAAUUAUAAAUUUAUAUUGCUGCAAGGCUGCAAGUGCAAUAAUAAUAUAUAAUUAUAAUUAUAUGCAUGGAUAUGGUCCAUAAUAAAUAAUUAAAUAUGAUAGGUCUCAAUCAAUAAUAAAUAAUAACUAUCUAUUCAAAAAAUAUUCUUAAUUUAAUUAUUAGACCUAUUUUUAAAUAUUUUUAUACUAUAAAUUAUAGUCAUAAAAAUAAAAGUUUGGUCCGUGCUUUGUGUACAGAGGAUAGCUGAUAUUGAUGACAUGAAAUUAAAAUUUAUGAAAAUAGAUGUUUGGUGAAAUAAAUUUGGUUACUUAUAAUAAUUAAGUGCUACUUAUAACAAUGCCCCUUUCACUUUCGUGGUAGCUGCCUUUUUGUUGUAUUUGUUUGGGCCUCUACCUCUAGUGUUUGUGAAUCCCUGCACAAGGUGGUAGGUUCUGAUUUUGGUCCACCCCGGGUAUUUUAUUUCCCUGGUACCCACCAUAUCUGGAGACCUCUCCCCUAACUGCCACCUGGGAAGAGAACUUGUUCAACACAUGGGAGAGCAACAUCCUCGGGAAAAUAUAUGGUACCUGGUAAUCAAUUACAGAUGGAGAAUCCUUACAAACCAAGAUAUCAAUUGUACAAAGACCCUCCCAUAGCCCCAGCAAUUAAAAAAGGUAGACAGCACUGUACAGGACACCUUGUAAGGAUGCUGAAUUUUAGAGCAGCAAAAGUGAUCUUCAGACAGAAACCUAGGAUCAGGCAGCUCACUGGUCGACCAAGACUGAGAUUGACCAAGGAUGUAGAGCAGUGGUAGGCAAACUCAUUAGUCAAAAGAGCCGAAAAUCAGCAGCAUAACGAUUAAAAUAUUUUUGAGUGCAAAAUUUCUUUUCAAGAACCUGUCAAGAACCAUUUUUUUCAGAGUCAAAACUGAUUUGUGGCCAACUGGUAGAGUCGCACUCAGGUCGCUGAAGAGCCGCAUGCGGCUCAUGAGACACGGUUUGCUUAACACUGAAGUAGAGUAAGACUUAGACAAGCUGAGGUUUCGUGCUUCGAGUGGGACAGCCAUUGAUUAAUCUGAAUGGGAGGAUGUGGUGGAGCAGGCCAGGACCUUACAUUGUCUGUAGUGCUACUGAUGAUGAUGCAAGGUCACUUCGAGAACUUUGUCUUUGCACGUGUGCCAUAUAUAUUAACAAAUUUGCUGACUGCAUUAUCCAUGUAUGGUACCUGCAUACUGCAUAUAUAUGUCAAAUGGUGUACAAAUAGUAAAAUACAAUACAAAUUUAACAAAUUGUACUAGAAAAAAAAAUUUAAGCUCAAGCCAUCUUUUGUCAUUUACGGCAAUAUUUAUGAUCUAUUCAGAGAUCUCCACCAUUCAGGCUUUCUUAAAGUAAAAGUCAAUUGACAUAGUCUUCAAAUAGUCUGUAAUAAUUGGGAAAAACUGCUCAAAAACUUAAACUAUUCAGAGGAGUAUAUAAUAUUAGCUUUCCAAAGUUCAUAGUGUUUAUAAAGUCUACAUGAAAAUAUCUGACAAUCUCUAUCUACUCUGAAGUAAGUUUUUAAAAACUUUUCCAUAGCUAUGUAUCUCAUCUGCCUCUAAAGGGAGAGACUUUAACUGGCCACAAAUUUGAAACAGGAUUUGGAGGCAAAGGAGCAAACCAAUGUAUUGCUGCGGUUAAACUUGGAGCUCGUACCGCAAUGGUCGGGAAAGUUAGUAACUGUUUACUUCCAGUUUUCAUUCAAUCAAAAUGCUGAUAUGAAGUAAGGACAUUGCCACAUACUUGAUCCAGGUGUAUGUAUCUGCAAGGUUGUGUGUGGGGGAAGGGGGAGGGGGGAAGAAUAGAGUGUGGGGUAUGUAGACUCAAAGUUGCAGUCUUGUUUGAAAAAACACUUCAUAGUUUGAUUAACGAACCUCUGAGCAAUUGUCAUACAUUUCAUGCUAAUAACUUUUAAUUAUGCAGCUGUAUUACUUUUUUAACUUUUAUUUCAUAAGUAAAUGCAAUAACACAAUUUACUAUAUCAACAUAUAGACAAUGCUCACAUUCUGCCUCCUUGGGUAAAACACCUGAAAUGUUAAUAUCACUACUCAGUGCAGCUCUGAGUAAAGAUUAAAAUUAAUAAUUGUCAUGGUGGCCUGCAGAAGCAUUUCUGAGUCCGCAUACAGAUUUAAGUAUGUGAAUACCACAGCUAAACUUGCAUACUAAUUUAAGCAUAUAAAUACCUUAGUUUUCAAGUUGCAAAUAAUGUAACUUUCAAAAAGGGGCUCAUCAAUUUAUCAUUAAAUUAAUUAAUUUCCAUUUUAUUAUUUUAAACAUUUUUAAACAUAUUGAAUGAUCAGUUUAAGAAUUUAAUCUUGGUUGUUUCAGCUUGGAGAUGACAUUUUUGGUGAUCAAUAUUUUAAUAGUAUGAGAGCCAAUAAUGUUAAUUGCAGUAAGUAAACUUACAAUAUUUUUCUCUUUAACUUAGCAGAUAUACAAAUCUAUUUUUUGUAUGCAUUUAUACUUUUUUCAUGUAUAUUCUUGCAUCCUUCAUCAUUACUUCAUUAAAAUAGUUAUUUCUUAGCAAUAAUCAUUUUUUUUCCCAUUAUAUUUUUAUUUGCUGCAGCACAUUUAAAGCAAGUGGGUGGUGCCUCUUCUGGUGUGGCAUCUAUAUUUGUUGGUGAUGAUGGUAUGCCUCAAAAUGUUUUUAGAAUUUUCACUGUUGUUUGCCAUUUAAAACUGAAAAAUUAUGUGUUAGCAAAAUUUAUUUCUUACUUACUUAACUUACUUUCACUGUAAUGAACUCCUGUAUUGGCAAUGACUAAUCCGCUCCUGUUGCUUCUUAAUUUCUUAAAAUUAUUUUAUUUUUGCCAACUUCUGCACAUAGUUAUCUUAUUGCCCGUAACAACGGCUUCAUGAAAAUGUGUUUUUCUGUAGGCUCCAAUUGUAUUGUGAUAGUGCCAGGUGCCAACAAUUUAUUGGAUGCCAACGACGUGGCUGAUGCAGAAGAUCUCAUCAAGUCCUCAAAGCUUGUGGUGUGUCAAAAUGAAAUCCCCCAAGAGACAACACUGGCUGCUCUAAAGCUGGCAAAAAAACAUGGAGGUGAGUUGCGCAACAGAAAUGUCUAUGUGUUAAAUACCUCGGGAUUCAGUAACUUUUUGGCUUGCACCCUAUCCCCAUUGCAAUGUUAAAAUUUUCUAUUCAUUUGACAUCAUGGUUUUUUGGAAAAUCAGUUCCAGAAAACAUUGCACAUCUGUUAUUUUAAUGGGGGGAGAGGGUGGGGCUUAAAAUUAAUUUGGGCGCAAUCUUAAUUUAUUUGAAAAGGUAUCAAAGCAUAUAUCUGACUAGUAUAUUUGAGUGUUGAAUAUAAUUUUUUACCGAAAUGCAUGUCAAGGAUUAAAAAAGGUCAAUGGAUUUUUGAGUUCUUAAAUUUAUGUUGUUAAAUGAUGUGAAAGGAACAAUUUGAAACUACCACCACAAAAUCCACACUUUUGGAGGAGAAAAUUUUGCACACGGUUUGUUUAAUUAUCAGCUUGACUUAUAUUUAAUAUGGCAUGUAAACAAAUUUUGUGUCUUCAACUCUGGAAGUAAAUAGAUCAGUGAUUCUAAAAAUAGAUGCCAUGACCUAGAUAUUCCAUAAAAAGUAUUAUGUACAAACUUCUUGUCACCAGAGCUGAUUGCUCAUGAGAUUUUGUGCCGGACAUAAAAAGAGCAUAAAAUAUUCAGUUUCAUAUUUAGUUAAGAUUUUAUACACCUUUCCAAAAACAUCUACCAGAGAAACAGGAAGAAUUUAAGAUAAAUGAGCAUUUCACUUUAAAUUCUUUUAAAUCUACACCAUCCACCAAGAGGCAUAUUCAAAUUCAUUAGAUUGAAUUAGAAUUUCAGCUUCAACAAUUUUCUGUUCCUCAAUUCAUAAAAUACAAGAAUAUCAUUUACAAAUAAAAAAUGUUAAUAUUUAGAGUCAUUGCUAAGUUACUAAUUAAAAUAGCAACUUACUUUGUUUUACCCUGCUAAGGUGGCAGCCUACUGCUAAGUCCUAGACCAUGAAAAAGCCUUUAAGAGCUGCUAAUUUGUAUUAAGUCUACAAUGCUUAUUUUUCUUAUAAUAAAUUUUAAAGUUACCAUUUUCUGCAAUUAAACUUAUUUUUUUUUUCUUUGAAAUUUAAAAUUUAUUUUUCAGUGAAAACAAUUUUCAACCCUGCCCCAGCUCAGAAAGACUUUGACCCUGAACUUUUCAAAGUUCCAGAUUUCUUUUGUCCGAAUGAAACUGAGGCAUGCCAUAUUUUACAAAUUUUUUCAACAAAUAAAACUUUGAUUUUUGUUUUUGUUUGUUUUGGAAAACAGGGAAUGGGUGUGGGGUGGGGUGGUUCUGAUCUUCAAAAAAUGUAAUAAAUCUGUAACAUAUUUAUAGAUAUUAUCAUUAUGCAUCUCUAAUAGUCGAUUCAGGAUAUUCUAAUCUAUUAUUAUUGGUGAUAUUCUAUUAAAAAUCUUAUAACUCAUUUAUUAAAACCUUCAAAUAUAGCUUGAUGGUAAACCUUUGAAAUAUGUUUAUGCAGAUAUGUUCAAGUAAUUCUUAAAACUGUCUAUCAGAGGUUCUUUUAAGUUACAGUAAACAUCUUUAAGUUACAGUAAACAUCUUUAAGUUACAGUAAACAUCUUUAAGUUACAGUAAACAUCUUUAAGUUACAGUAAACAUCUUUAAGUUACAGUAAACAUCUUUAAGUUAAGGUCAACAUUGAUCUCUUUUCGUAUCUUUGUGACAGGCCUCCCUGUUGUUAAAUCAGCUUGUGAAUGAUCCUGAGACAGCCAUGACGGCAGCCAGGCAGCUGGUUGAAACCAGGGGCUGCAACUCUGUCAUCAUUACCCUUGGGGAGAAGGGAGCUGUGUACCUUGCUGGCAAAGAUGCUGAGCCUGAGCACAUCCCAACAAGUCCUGUCAGAGCUGUGGAUACAACCGUUAGUUUUCCUCUAAUUUUACAUUUUUAUUAUGGUUUUAUCUAUAAAUUUUUUUUAAUGUGUCUUUAUGAAAAUGAUAUAAUAAAAAUAAUAAAAAAGAGUUCAAAAUUAUACAUGUCACUCGUGCAUAGAUCUUCAGUUGAGCCCCUCCCAGGUGGCGGAUAGUGGAAAGUCCACAAGAUAUGGUGGUUAGGAUACUGGGUAAAUAAAAUACCUGUGGUUGGCCAAAAUCAGAACCUAAUGCCUUGUAGGAAGUGGAAGGAUGCACAAAGACUAGGGAACCUUACCCGAAAAUUAAGGCCGCUACCUAGAGAGCUACCUGCGCUCUGCACAGAGGAAAUUCACCCGAGGGGUUUAAACUGAGUCAAUCCCAAGUAUGAACUGGACUUCAAUCCACAGCCUAGACAAGAAAAAACAACACCAGCGCCCUGAGUAGAUGGGACUCAUUAACCUUGGGUGGUAUCUCUUCUAAGAGAGAGCUAGCUCCGAAUUUAGCAGAAAUAAAAAAAUUAGUGGCUGCGCUGGGAGGAACACUUACAGUCAACUUCAAUUUAAUUUAAACUUAGACGAAACAUUCUUCUUUUUUUUUGUCUGAUCUUUAUAUUUCAGGCUUCCCCAAACAUUAAUUGCGAACACUUAAUUUUUGAAGUGUUUUUUAUUUCUUGUUGUUUCUUCAUUUGUUCAAUUUGCUGAGGAAGGUUCUUAGCUGAAACAUUCUUUUUAUAUUGUCCUUUCGUCUUUAUAUUUCAAGCUUCCAUAUACCUUGUUCCCCUUUUUCCUUCAAUUUAAGCUACAGGUUUUAGUUAACCACCAUGUUAUAAUAAUAUUUAUAAUAUAGUCUAGGUGCAAAAAAAAAAAAAGGUGCAUUGUUUUUGCUUUAUGCAUUGAGUAUAUUGUCUUCCUUUCACCCAUUUAACAUUACCACUAAGCUUUUGGUUAAUAAAAUAGACAGUUAUGAAUAAUCUAUUAGUUCAUUUUUUGCUCACUGUAUUUCAGGGUGCGGGAGAUUCUUUUAUAGGAUCUCUGGCUUUUUUCAUGACCACUAGGCCUGAUCUGCCUAUUGAAGAAAUGAUUAAAAGAGCUGGACAGAUAGCCGCUGAAAGUGUACAAAAACCAGGGACCCAAAAGAGUUUUCCUUUUGCUAGUGACCUCCCUUCACAUAUCCUGGCUUAGGGUAUAAUGACUUAUUACAGCUAUUCCCAAUAAUUAUUUGAAGCCUAUGAUGAUAAUUGACUUUUGUUACUUAAUUUCUCUUUACCGAACGAGGUGAAUUUUUUUAAUAUUGUUUUUCUUUUUGACAAAAAAACAUAAUUGUAAAACAUAAAUAUUAAAAUAUUUAAAUAAAUUUUAAAAGUUUAUAUGGUAUAAAGUGGCAUCAUAUGUAUGAAUAAAACAAUAAAUCAAUUAAAUUGAAAGAUUUGUUCUCAGUGGUCAACCGAUUAAAUAUUUCUCAACAAAACCAUGGAAGGAAUCUACUUUCAAUUCUUUAAAACACAGUCUAAUGGAUGCCUUGAAAGAUUUUUUUUAAUUUUAAAAUUCAAUAUCAUGGGUUAUUUUUAAAAUAAUUUACUAAAUCAUAUCUAAAUUUAUUACUAUCAAUUUGAUUUAUGUAUAAAAAUAAAUAAUGACUUUCCAAUGAAAUGGCAAGAUUAGUUUAGUUGUUUUAGAAUUUUAAGUUUUGCUACAGCUUGAUACCAAAGUUCAGUUCAGAAAUUAAAUUAAUUCAGGAAAGAUUUGCCUAUUUCUGCAUGGACUCUGAACUCAGUUUAAAUGAAUUGAAUUUCAUAAAUUAAUGCAAUUUUAUUUGUUUCAAUCUUCACACAUUGGGGUCAUCAAAUUAUACCCUGCUAACUCAUCUGUCCAGUCAAUCCACUAUUGCCCUCAAUGUUUAAAGAAUAUGAUUAGCUGGCAAGCGUUACUCACAAGAUGUGUAUUUAUAUGUUUUAAAAAACACACCAUAUCCUAGGCUAAUCAGUACUUCUUUGCAUGGCUAAGAUGCUGAAAUUUUACUAAUAGUCAUUAAAAAUCAACUCUUUGAUUAAGUUUUGGCUCUUUAACCGUUUUGGUUUCCAUUUCUGGUAAAUAAACCUUUCUUUUAUUCAUUAUUAUGAACAGUCUGAAAUAAAUAUCUGUCCCUAGCCUUCUGUCUACAAAUUAUAUUAAGCCACCUGUAUUAUUUGUGCAAGUGAAGUUAAAACCCAACCUUGAAUAAUUUUUUUGGCCAUAUGUUGGAUUGUGUACUAAAUAUUUAUGCAACUGAUGACAUAUUUUUUUUUAUCCAACAGAUCAAUGAGCAGUCAUUCACACAGGUAUAAAAGAAGUAUUAAUUAGCUAGAAUAAAAUUAUUUUGUUCCUACAGUUUUCUUUGCAUCACAUUUUUUAAAGAUAAGUUUACACAGAUUACAUUUAUAUAUCUUCAAAUAUGUUUUGUUAUAUUUUAUUAACUGUACAUGGCAUUAUUUAUGUUUAUGUCAUUUUGCUCUUGGCAUGAGAAAAACCUUAAUGCUAUGAAGGAAAAAAAAACGUAUUGAUUUUAAUUUUGAUUUACGCAUCGAUUAACUGUAAAUAGUAAUUAAAUUUUAUUUGACUUUGUCUUUUAAGUUUGUUAUUAUUUAAAAAUAGUGAUUUUUAUUUAUUUUUGAGUUAAUGUGGCUCAUGUUUAUUAAAUGGUGCUUAGUACAAAUUCUAUAGUUUGUAUAACUAUUUAAACAAAAGAUUGAGCUGUUGAUCGUUUUAUACUUUUGCGCAUUUUUGUAUUAAAUUGCUGUCAGAACUCAUUGAAAUAAAAAAAAAAUUUUGUUCAGUGUUAAGAAAAAUGUAUUGUCUAAAAGAAUAUUUUCUAUGCCGUUCUUAAACAUUCCAUAACUAAUUAAAGUACUGUGUCUACACUUUUUAGUUGUAGUAAUUAAUAUACUAAUUUUGAAAAUUCAGACACUUAAAAUGGUGUUAAAUUUACUUUUAUAAGCCUGGAGUAUGACUCAGAAACUUAAAAUUGUGUUAAAUUUACUUUUAUAAGCCUGGAGUAUGAUUCAGAAACUUAAAAUUGUGUUAAAUUUACUUUUAUAAGCCUGGAGUAUGAUAGAGUAAGAUAAAGUAUAUUGAUAUGUUAACUAGAGAUGACUUCUGAAGGGGAAAAAAAAAAUAGUUAAGGAAAAUGUAUAUGCAUGAAAGAAAGGCAUCUCUUACAUAGUCUUCGUAGAUUUGCGAGAAAAAUCUCCACUGAGAGUCAGUUUGGAAGGUUCUCACACAUUCAGGCCACCCAAAUGAACCUUUAAAAUUUGAGACUGGAUUGUUGUAGGGGUGUGGUCUCUCUUCGACCUCAACUGCCAUUGAUUGGCUCAUGUGAUAGAGCCAAACAUGUAAAGAGAUAAUCAGCUCUAGGAAGAGGCCCUGUUGAGUCUUGACAUCUAUAUCAGAAUUUUAAAAGUAAUUUCUUCGGUCUCCUGUUCUGUGGUUUAGAGUGCUGGAAGACCACUGGCAUACCAGAAUGGAAAUUUGAAGUAAAAACGGGACCCCAACAUUCCUUCAAAGAAAUUUUAAAAAAUCAAAACUUAUUAAUUUGCGACUGAUGACAAUGACUGUUAACACUAUAUGGCCAUGUCAGUUUAUGAUUGUAAAUUAUACUUCUUAAAUAGCGAAUUAUUUUAAAUAGCCCAACAAAAGGGGCGGGGGUGUAUUCUGUGCCUGUUUAACCAAAGGCAAAGUAGGCACAUCCCUAUGGACAACGAGCCUUGCAAGGGGCCAUUUGUCUCGUGUGCCAAAUUUGGGGAUGACCUUUUUUUUUUUAAAUUGAAUGUAGGCUACUUUUAAUGACGUAAUGUACGUAGUGAGUGGCAUCUUGGGCAUGUCCAAAUAUUAACAUAUGUCCAUAACAAUAUAGAAUUAAGGAAACUUUUUUUUAAAAAGUAAGAAGAAAAACGCUGUGUGUAAACUAUUCCUAGAAUGAUAUUCUACAAAGGUAGAAUUUUAAGAGACUCGUCUUUUAAUGACAGGAUGGGUGAAAAGAAAUAAGAAGCACGGUGAUGGGUAUCCAGUGUUUGCUAGCUUUUUUUUUUGGGGGGGUGGGGUGUAUGGUGGGG